Ipomoea nil (Japanese morning glory) is the source of this 510-nucleotide messenger RNA. Its product is annotated as egg cell-secreted protein 1.1-like. Gene Ontology annotation, biological process: double fertilization forming a zygote and endosperm. The record is from RefSeq and is a predicted model, not a curated record. The transcript has a single exon. Lineage: Eukaryota; Viridiplantae; Streptophyta; Magnoliopsida; Solanales; Convolvulaceae. Bases 73 to 510 code for a protein of 145 amino acids.
UAAUCUCCGAUCCAUCGAGCUGAGGAUCACGUUAACAAAUAUAAUUAAACCCAAACUUUACUCCGAUCCGCCAUGGCUACCACUUCAGACCUCAUUCUCAAAGCUCUCCUACUCCUUUCCGUAGCUUCCACGGCCGCCAUGGCUCGACCUUUGAGCGCGAAAUCCAGUCUCCUCACCAGGCUAAAGCUAGAGGGCGAGGGAGACGAGGUUUCGGAGUGCUGGGACUCGCUGUUCCAGCUGCAAUCAUGCACGGGAGAGGUGAUUCUGUUCUUCAUGAACGGGGAGGCUUAUCUUGGCCCCAGCUGUUGCCGCGCGAUAAGGAUCGUCGGGCACAAGUGUUGGCCCGCCGUGUUUGGCUCCCUCGGCUUUACGGCCGAAGAGAGCGACGUUCUGCGUGGAUAUUGCGACGCCGAAGACGACGGCGCCGGCGAUGCUGAUGCUAGGCCUCCACACCCUGCCAAUCUUACCCCUACUCGUACUGGAUUCAGUGUUCAAGAAUCGUCUCCAUAG